AUGUUUGCAACAGCACCCAAACCAAAGAGCCUGCUGGGCUAUCACAGGAUCCUCUCGCCGACCGCAGGCGUGAGAGUCUCGCCGCUAUGCCUGGGAGCAAUGAACUUCGGCGAAAGCUGGAAGCAAGGAAUGGGCGAGUGCACCAAAGAGACAGCUUUUGAAAUGCUCGACUACUUCUGGGAUCAAGGCGGCAACUUCGUUGACACCGCCAACAACUACCAAGGCGAAGAGUCCGAGCAAUGGCUAGGCGAAUGGAUGACUUCGCGCCAGAACCGCGACGAAAUUGUCCUCGCCACCAAAUUCACCUCCGGCUACCGCGUCGGCACACACGAGAAGGCCAAGUCCAACUUCCAAGGCAACCACUCCAAGUCCCUGCACGUCUCGCUGGCGGCCAGUCUGAAAAAGCUGCAGACGAGCUACAUCGAUCUGCUCUACGUGCAUUGGUGGGACUUCACGACUUCCAUCCCGGAGCUAAUGAACAGCCUCCACCACAUGGUCGCGAGCGGCAAAGUGCUGUAUCUCGGAAUCAGCGACACGCCCGCUUGGAUCGUGGUGAAGUGCAACUGCUACGCCCGCGAACACGGUCUCACGCAAUUCUCCGUCUACCAGGGGCACUGGAGCGCCGCGAUGCGGGACUUUGAACGCGAGAUUCUGCCCAUGUGCGAGUCGGAAGGCAUGGGUGUGGCGCCCUGGGGCGCCAUCGGCCGCGGCUGGUUCAAGUCGAAGGAGGAGUAUAACGCCGCGGACCGGGAGGGACGCAAGAUGGGCGAGCAGCCGGAGAAGUACGUCCGGAUUGCUGGGAAGCUGGAGGAGAUUGCUGGUAGGAAGGAGAAGGGAACUUUGAUCACGUCUGUGGCGCUGGCGUAUGUGAUGGCGAAGGCGCCGUACGCGUUUCCAAUUGUGGGCGGGAGGAAGGUGUCGCAUCUGAAAGGCAACAUUGAUGCUUUGGGGGUGAAGCUGACGGACGAAGAGAUUGAUGAGAUCGAUGGGGCGGAGCCGUUUGACGUUGGGUUCCCGUUGAACUUCUUGUUUGGUAGGAGUAAGGAGGGGUACAAGCAGGGGAAGAGUACUGCGAGGGAUAUCCAGCUGGUGGUGACGAACAACAGGAUCGAGACCGUGCAGAAGGUGAAGCCGAUCGAGCCGAGACAGGGAGAGGAGUUCUACGGGGACUGA
Saxophila tyrrhenica is the source of this 1173-nucleotide messenger RNA. RefSeq lists its product as uncharacterized. The transcript has 3 exons. The record is from RefSeq and is a predicted model, not a curated record. The coding region runs from base 1 to 1173 and encodes 390 amino acids. NCBI's taxonomy places the organism in Eukaryota, Fungi, Ascomycota, Dothideomycetes, Mycosphaerellales, Extremaceae.